AUGUGUGAUGCUGUUCGAGGAUCAGUUGUUCAGUUGGAUGAUGUUCAAGCUUAUCACAAUGAUAACCAGGUUGAUAGGACACAUUUAUAUGAAAAAUACAAAGGAGCUCUAUUAGUGGCAAUUGCACAAGAUGACAAUCAAAAUAUAUUACCAAUUGCCUUUGCUAUUGUUGAGGGAGAAACUGCCGAUGAUGACAUUGGUAUUAUUUCUGAUCGUCACAAGUCAAUUAAUGCAACAAUAAGACGAAGUAAUGGACAGUGGGAACCUCCAAAGGCAUUCCAUAUGUAUUGUAUCAGACACAUUGCUGAUAAUUUUUUGCGAAGAUUCAAGGCAUCUUACUUGCAUAAACUUGUCGUCCAUAUGGGUUAUUCGAGAACGGAACAUGAAUUUAAUAUUUAUUAUGAGCAACUACGGCAACGUGGAGAGAUUUAUACAGACUGGCUUGAUGAAAUUUUACGAGAGAAGUGGGUUCUUGCAUAUGACGGUGGGCAUCGAUGGAGUCAUAUGACCACUAACCUUGUUGAGUGCAUUAAUUCAGUGUUAAAGGGUGCUCGCAAUCUUCCACUAAUUAGAGCAACAUACUUUCGAUUGGCUGAGCUAUUUGCACGUAAAGAGCGUGAGGCCUGUGCACGGAAAGAGGCUGGACAUAUUUUCUCUGAAGCAGUGAUGACUCGAGUUCAAUCAUGUGAACAGGCCUCUAGAAAUCUGUGUGUGACUGUAUUCGACAGAAAGAAUGAGGCUUUUCUUGUUCAAGAUGUAUCCAAUAGUCAAGAAUAUAAAGUUGUUUUGAGGCAAAGGUAUUGUGACUAUGUUGACAUACAAACUGAUCGAUAUCCAUGUUGUCAUGUGAUUGCUGCUUGCUCUAGUCAAAAUAUUGAUUGGUGUGCUUAUGUUGAUGACAUUUACAAGAUCACUGAGAUAUGCAAAGUAUACAAAAAGGAGUUUGGGGUGAUUGGAAAUGAAAACACAUGGCAAAAAUAUAAAGGUCCAAAACUUUGUCCAAACCCGACCUUAAAGCGCAUAAUUAAAGGUCGUCCAAAAUCAACACGUUUUCUUAAUGAGAUGGAUAUGUGUGAGAUGAGAAGACCACGAAGGUGUAGUCUUUGCCGAGGUGAAAGCCACAGUCGAAGGAGAUGUCCAAAUGCUCCUGGGUCUAGUUCACAGUAUUGA
Messenger RNA from Abrus precatorius (Indian licorice), 1170 nucleotides. RefSeq lists its product as uncharacterized. NCBI's taxonomy places the organism in Eukaryota, Viridiplantae, Streptophyta, Magnoliopsida, Fabales, Fabaceae. The coding region runs from base 1 to 1170 and encodes 389 amino acids. The transcript has 4 exons. The record is from RefSeq and is a predicted model, not a curated record.